UCUCUCCUCACUCUCGUCUCCUCUAUUUCUCUCUCUCGCAUUCUUCUCUUUGCGGCAGCGCCGCUCUCUGUCUCUCUCGUCUCCGGCCUCUCCGUGCCGCCGCCCUCGCCGGUUUGCCCAACCCCCUCGUCUCUCGACGCGCCGCCGCCCUUGUCGACUCGCCCAGCCUUCCUCAUUGUCCCGAAUCAUCCCGCCUCCUGCGUCCUGCGUCCGCCGCAGUAGCUCUGUCAAACAGCUUCCCCAUCCAAAGAUAGUUCGUUGGCGACGGGAGGAUAUCGGCGACGCGAGUACCUUUUUGUUGACGCUCUUACGUAUGGAGGGCCUUUUUCUGAAACGCUAUCACACCGCUAGUUGUAAUAGGAAUUACUUAUCGUUACUUUCUGUUUCUGGGGAAGACUGGUCUGUGUGUGAAAAUGAUGAACCUAUCAUGCUUCCUUUCGCUAGAAAUUCUACUAUUGAUGGUAGUAGUUGUGGUGAGCUGAUGUAUUUUGACAACUUUGGGGGUAGGAUUAUAAUUUGCAAUCCAACUACCAAAUCUUUCGUACCCCUUGAUCCACCCAAGUUCCCACGCCCUCCUGUUACGAUUAUUUUCUGUGGUAGUGGAUUUGGAUACGACCCUAUAUCGGAUGAUUAUAAGGUUGUAAGACACUACUAUCAUAGUUACUUCGAGUGUAUAAAGGACCCGGGUCGUGAGCCGAACAAUGUAGCUGAGGUAUAUUCGCUGAAAAAUGGUUCUUGGAAGGAGAUUCUGGGUCCUUUUGAUGAUGAGGAUGAUGAUGAUGAUGGGAUAUGUUUCGUUCCUACAGACUGUAUGACUGGCAUAUAUGUUGAUGGGGUUUGUUAUUGGACGUCAUGUGUAGGUGUUAUAUCAUUCGAUUUUACGCAUGAACUUUUCUCCUCCUUUGACUUACCUAUGAAGAAUAAGGACGGGGAUUUCUUGCAUAAUCUUAUCAAAGUUAAUGACGUGUUGGGUGUUUUUCGCAAUGAGAGGCCUCCAACAUGUUAUCCCAAGUAUGUUGAAUUCUCUUCCACUUUUGAGCUUCUUGUAAGGAAAGAAAGCUCAUGGGUUCCUUGGUUGAAUGUUGAUCUGUCUAAUGAUGUGAGGAGGCCGUUGCUGCUGUUCAAUGAAGGCCAAUUCUUGUUCCUUGAGAAACAAGUUCAUGAGCAUAUCUAUCAACUAGUCGUCUAUGAUUUCAAAGCAAAGAAGUUGACUGAAUUAGAUGUAUAUGAUUUUCCUGAAAUGAUGACGAUCAUGCCUCACGUCGAGACCAGAUUUCCGCUAUGGUUUCCAAUACCAAUGGAUGGAUUCUAUAGUAAGGAUGAGGAGAAGGAGGAGAACAAUGACCGGAUAUUGGAGUGGAGGAGGAAGAGGUGGAUGAGGAUCAGGAGGAUAAAGAGGAAGACAAAGAUCAUGAUGAAGAUGAAGAUUCGCCUCAAGUGGUGGAUAAUGUUGAAGAACUAUAUGAAGAGGGCGAUCAGGGCUGAUUCAAUGUACCAUGGUUGAAUUUGGGCACUUGAUCUCCUUUCUUUUUGAUCUGGUGAUCUUCAUGGAUGGCGUUGAUUUCUAGUGUUUCUGUACAUUUCUGUUUUCAUUUUCAAGGUUUCUUGAAUUACAUGCAGUAUAGUAGAUUUAGUCCUUCAAUUGCUGCAGCAGAUUAACUUUUGCUUUAUUGGGUAUUGAAUCAUUUGAA
Molecule: messenger RNA, 1691 nt
Organism: Salvia miltiorrhiza (redroot sage)
Lineage: Eukaryota; Viridiplantae; Streptophyta; Magnoliopsida; Lamiales; Lamiaceae
Exons: 4
Coding region: 314-1504 (396 amino acids)
Source: RefSeq, a predicted model, not a curated record